Messenger RNA from Homalodisca vitripennis (glassy-winged sharpshooter), 946 nucleotides. RefSeq names its product ERI1 exoribonuclease 3-like. Lineage: Eukaryota; Metazoa; Arthropoda; Insecta; Hemiptera; Cicadellidae. The coding region runs from base 48 to 716 and encodes 222 amino acids. Gene Ontology annotation, biological process: exonucleolytic trimming to generate mature 3'-end of 5.8S rRNA from tricistronic rRNA transcript (SSU-rRNA, 5.8S rRNA, LSU-rRNA). The transcript is spliced from 5 exons. The record is from RefSeq and is a predicted model, not a curated record. Gene Ontology annotation, molecular function: nucleic acid binding; 3'-5'-RNA exonuclease activity.
GAAGUAAAGAUAAAAGUUAAAGUUAAAACACUGAACUGAACUGAAGUAUGAGAGUGAAGCACUUUUCUACUUUAAUGUGGAGAAAGUCAUUUAAUGUUCCUAAUAAAAGUUUUAAAAAGCCAACAUUAAAUAUGUAUGAUCAUUAUUUGAUUCUAGAUUUUGAAUGCACUUGUGAAAAGAAUACUAAAAUAAAAAAUCAGGAAAUAAUAGAGUUUCCCUGUGUAUGGGUUGAUUCAAAUUUAAAUAUAUUAUCAACAUUUCAUCGUUAUGUGAAGCCUCUCCAUAAUCCUACGCUUACUUCUUUUUGCACAGAGUUGACAGGUAUUACGCAGGAUAUGGUGGAAAAAGAAGAUACGUUUGACAUUGUGUUAUUGUCUUUUAUCGAAUGGUAUGAAAAUGUUCAAAAGAAUUUCAAUGAAGAAAGUAAAAAGAUUUUCGUUACCUGUGGUAACUGGGACUUGAAGAUAAUGUUACCAGACCAGUGCAAACUAUCUGGUAUUCCAGUACCAGGAUUCAUGAUGCAGUGGCUGAAUUUAAAAAAUGUUUUUAUGGAGUCAACCGGUUACUAUCCAAAGUCAUUGAAUGAUAUGUGUCAACAAUUAGGAUUGGGCUUCAUUGGAAGAGCACACAGUGGUAUAGAUGAUUGUAGAAAUAACUUAGAAAUAAUGAGAGCCCUAAGAUUGAAAUCUUCUAUGCCAAAUACGAAAUCUUUAUGAACUGAAUUACUACUUAUACAAAGAGGAAGGCAAAAUAUCAUUACAUCAAGACACUACAACUCUGCUUAGGUUAAGUACGAUUUUAUACAAAUUGAUAUUUAAUUCGAAUUGUUUGCUUCUUCAAAUACAUCAUGAAUUUAAAUACCAAUAAAAUAAUUUAAUAGAUGUUGUAACCUCAAAAUUUGGUUUUUUACAUUUAUGUGAAAUUUAAAUAUAACAGUUGAAGAACA